Messenger RNA from Maniola jurtina (meadow brown), 1916 nucleotides. RefSeq lists its product as uncharacterized. The record is from RefSeq and is a predicted model, not a curated record. The transcript has 13 exons. NCBI's taxonomy places the organism in Eukaryota, Metazoa, Arthropoda, Insecta, Lepidoptera, Nymphalidae. The annotation marks the transcript as partial.
ACGCCGCGCCGCCCGGGGACGCCGCGCCGCCUCGCCAGCGGGACUGCUGGAUCAAAGAUUCCUCUGCCGACUACAAUAAGCUGACCCAGAAAGAAUAUGAACUACAGAAAGAGUACGCGAGACGUCUCUCAAGGGAUCCCCUUCCGAAUAUUUACAAGUUGCGUUCCCCAGCUGCUUCAGUGAAAGAUGAGGAAAAGAAAUCUCUCAUACUGAGGAGGAAAGAUUUGAAACCCUCUGUGGAUCAGAAUGCUGGUGGCGACCAAAAUCUCUGGGUGCAGAACAUUCUGAGUGGAAGCUCAGGUGAUCUCGGAUCGAUAAGGGUGGUAGGAUCGAGAGUCAACCUGCCUAUUACGUCAGAGGCUGCAGAGAUCGGCACCGUGCAAUCUGUCAGUAUUGGUGAGCUGCUGCCCCGAGCCUCUCUGCCGCCGACCCCGCCCACUCCACCGGCGCUGGAGCCCGCGCACAUCGUGUGCAUCCCGCCGAGCCUGGAGUUCGUCAACUUCACAGUUGGACGACUACACACGAAGUCCAUAAGGUUGGUGAACGUAUCGAAGUUCGAGCUUCGCCUGUCGGUGCGGCCGCCGGCGCGCGCGCAGUUGCACGUGGAGCUGUGCUCGCGGCUGGCGCUGACGGCCGGCGCGGCCGCGGAGCUGCGCGUGCACUUCAGACCGAGCGACGUGCGCGCGCUGGCCGACGAGCUGCUGGUGCGCGUGUCCGCCGGGCGCGCGCUGCGCGUGCCCGUCGCGUGCUACAUGGAACCGCCUCAACUGCACAUAACGAUCCCCAACGCGGCGAUCCCUUGCCUGCCGAACGCGAACAGCAUCACACCCCAGGCGGACACGCUGGAGCUUGGCGCCAGGCUGCUGGGGGAGCUGCACCGCGUGCCCAUCCUGCUGCGUUGCGCCGCGACACAUGCCUGCUUCUUCCUCCUGGGCGAGGACUCCUGGAUGCACUGCGACGUUCAGGUGACGGCGAGUACCAGCAGAAACCUUGGCAUAUCCACCGACUGCUUCUUCUUCAGUCCAGCGCGCUGGUCGGGCGGCGGCACCGCCCGCGGCCUCGCCGUCUGCCGCGCGCGCGCCGCCGGCCUGCACACUGCCGCUGUGAGGGUCGUGUGCUCGACUGCCAUCGUGCGGUCGCUGAGCUUCAUUGCCGACGCGAUGCUGUUCAGCCCUGGGCACGUCACUUUAGAGGCUCAUGAAAAAGACUACGACAUUUGCUCAGAAGACGACCCGGCGUGCGAGUACUAUGUCAACCUGGGCGUCGCCUUCCCGCGUCGGUCGCUCUGCUCUACUGUCAAAAUUAUUAACAACAGCCCCCUUACAUACAAGUACUACUGGAGCGUGCGGCCGUGGGGAGAGCGCCGGAGGGACUUCCAGCUGCUACCCGCCAGCGAGUGCCAGGACGACGCGCUGUGCGCCGGAGCUAAGCAUGACAUACAGCAGGAUGGGGAACCCCGAAGCGGUGAAAUGGAGGAAGCUCAUCGUGCAGUGCGCGUGUCGACCGCGAGCGGCUGCCUGCGCGCGCGCGCCGAGAGCGCGGUGCGCGUGCACGUGCCUGACGCGGGGGCUCUGCUGCGGACACGACGCGCCGUGCUCGUGUUGGUGCUGGAAAAUGUACCAGAAGAGAGUUUUCCGUCAAACUACGAUCCCAAGAUUGUGAAGACAAAUAAAAUAGAAGAGAAAUGUAUUCCAGGAGUAUCUCCGAAAUGGUCUCGCAAGGUGUGCGAAGUGGUGUGCGCGCAGCUGGAGGUGUGGUGGGAGGUGGUUCCAGUGAGAUUCCUCCUCGAUCCUCCUCUGAUACAGCUGCCGUACUCCCGGAGGGUGAAGUCAGUGGCGGUGUCGCUGCGGAGCACGCAGCUGCACGGCGCGUCGCCCGCGCGAGCGGCGUGGCGCCAGCUGUCGCCCGCGCCGGCG